AUGUCUUCACUUGCUACCAGUGCACAACUGAAUUCUCCUUUUGGUGUUUUUGUUUCAUCAAAUAAUGAAGUUUAUAUUGCUGAUUAUGGUAAUCAAAGAAUUAGAAAAAUAUUAAAAAAUGGAAAUAUUGUAACAAUUGCUGGAAAUGGAACUGCUGGAUUCAGAGGUGAUAAUGGUCCUGCAACAAAUGCACAACUGUAUAAUCCUUAUAGCGUUUUUGUUUCAUCAAAUAAUGAAGUUUAUAUUGCUGAUUUUAGUAAUCAUAGAAUUAGAAAAAUAUUAGAAAAUGGAAAAAUUGUAACAAUUGCUGGAAAUGGAACUGGUGGAUUCAGUGGUGAUAAUGGUCCUGCAACAAAUGCACAACUGAAUAAUCCUUAUAGCGUUUUUGUUUCAUCAAAUAAUGAAGUUUAUAUUGUUGAUUAUAAUAAUCAUAGAAUUAGAAAAAUAUUAAAAAAUGGAAAUAUUGUAACAAUUGCUGGAAAUGGAACUGGUGGAUUCAGUGGUGAUAAUGGUCCUGCAACAAAUGCACAACUGAAUAAUCCUAUGGGUGUUUUUGUUUCAUCAAAUAAUGAAGUUUAUAUUGCUGAUUAUUAUAAUCAUAGAAUUAGAAAAAUAUUAGAAAAUGGAAAUAUUGUAACAAUUGCUGGAAAUGGAACUGCUGGAUUCAGUGGUGAUUCACCUUUUGAUAUUAGAACGUAUCCUCAUAUUGGAAAUAAGUUAUUAACUGGAAAUGGUAACUUACAUUCUAAAAUAGAAUUUCAUAAUUUGAAAAAACAUUCAAGAGAUGAAUUAUUUGGAUUGCCAAUUUAUGGAUUCAUUCCCCUCAUUGAAAAAACUUCACCAAAAUUUAGUAACAUUUUGAAGAAUGAAAAGAUACUUUGUUUGAUGAGUUCAUCACAACAAGAAAUUAUUCAAAAAUUAAUUGACUCUUUGAUAUACGAUAAGAAUAAGGUAAAGUUUAACAAAGAAGAAAUGUUGGAUGUUUUAUUCAUUUUGGGUUUAUUUAAGAAUGGUGAAUUUAUUGAUUUGAAAAGAUCAUUAACAAAAAAUGGAAAUAUUGUAACAAUUGCUGGAAAUGGAACUGCUGGAUUCAGAGGUGAUAAUGGUCCUGCAACAAAUGCACAACUGUAUAAUCCUUAUAGCGUUUUUGUUUCAUCAAAUAAUGAAGUUUAUAUUGUUGAUUAUAAUAAUCAUAGAAUUAGAAAAAUAUUAAAAAAUGGAAAUAUUGUAACAAUUGCUGGAAAUGGAACUGGUGGAUUCAGUGGUGAUAAUGGUCCUGCAACAAAUGCACAACUGAAUAAUCCUAUGGUGGUGAUUCACCUUGGUCCUGCAACAAAUGCUCAACUGAAUAAUCCUUAUAGCGUUUUUGUUUCAUCAAAUAAUGAAGUUUAUAUUGUUGAUUAUAAUAAUCAUAGAAUUAGAAAAAUAUUAGAAAAUGGAAAUAUUGUAACAAUUGCUGGAAAUGGAACUGGUGGAUUCAGUGGUGAUAAUGGUCCUGCAACAAAUGCACAACUGAAUAAUCCUAUGGGUGUUUUUGUUUCAUCAAAUAAUGAAGUUUAUAUUGCUGAUUAUUAUAAUCAUAGAAUUAGAAAAAUAUUAGAAAAUGGAAAUAUUGUAACAAUUGCUGGAAAUGGAACUGCUGGAUUCAGUGGUGAUUCACCUUUUGAUAUUAGAACGUAUCCUCAUAUUGGAAAUAAAGAUGAAUUAUUUGGAUUGCCAAUUUAUGGAUUCAUUCCCCUCAUUGAAAAAACUUCACCAAAAUUUAGUAACAUUUUGAAGAAUGAAAAGAUACUUUGUUUGAUGAGUUCAUCACAACAAGAAAUUAUUCAAAAAUUAAUUGACUCUUUGAUAUACGAUAAGAAUAAGGUAAAGUUUAACAAAGAAGAAAUGUUGGAUGUUUUAUUCAUUUUGGGUUUAUUUAAGAAUGGUGAAUUUAUUGAUUUGAAAAGAUCAUUAACAAGUGAAUUUGUGAACUCACUCACAUUAGAAAAUCUUACUUUCAAAUGGGAAACAAUUGAAAAUUUACUCAAAAUUUGCAAGGAGGAAUUCAAUGUUCAAAAUUACAUUCUUGAUCAUUUGAAUAACUAUUGUAUUGAAUAUGCUGUUGUUCAAAUGAGGACUAAAGAAGGAAACACUGUAUUACCGACUCUUCCAAUAAUUAUGAGAAAUGGUGUUGCCAUUUUUUCAAAAAUGAUCAUUACUAAACCAACUGCAAUUAAUAUUGAGGAAACAAUUGAGAUUAAACCACAAACAAUUGAAUCAUUAUAUAAUGACAAGAAAACAAGUGAUGUGAAAAUCAAAAUGGGACAAAACAAAUACUUAUAUUGUCACAAAACUGUAUUGAGUUCAUCAAGUACAUUGUUUAAUGCAUUAUUUGACAGUGGAUCUUGUUUCAGUGAUUUAAGUGAUGAUGGAAUAUUCACACCUGACGAAUCAGAAGAUUUAGAAUUAUUGGAAAUUGUGAUCAAACAUUGUUAUGGAAUUUCAAUUGACAAAAUUGAUGCUGUUAAAAUUAUUGGAUUACUUGAUAUGGCAAUGAAACAUGAAAUUCAAUAUCUGGUCGAUUAUUGCAAGAAUAACUUUAAUCUAUCCAUUGAUAAUUACUUUACAAUACUUGAAGCAUGUGAAAAAUAUCUUGAUUUACAACCAUUUGAGCAAUUUAUGAGAGAUAUUAUCAAAUUUAGCAUUACCAACAGAAAACAACUUUUCAAGGAUCGCAAUAGAAUUUCCAACUUACCUGAAAAAGUUUGGCAAGAAAUGGUCUUCAAGUUUUCACAGGACUUUUGA
Messenger RNA from Naegleria gruberi, 2787 nucleotides. RefSeq lists its product as uncharacterized. The transcript has 4 exons. Gene Ontology annotation, molecular function: protein binding. NCBI's taxonomy places the organism in Eukaryota, Heterolobosea, Eutetramitea, Acrasida, Naegleriidae. The record is from RefSeq and is a predicted model, not a curated record. Bases 1 to 2787 code for a protein of 928 amino acids.